Molecule: messenger RNA, 3378 nt
Organism: Diprion similis
Lineage: Eukaryota; Metazoa; Arthropoda; Insecta; Hymenoptera; Diprionidae
Exons: 6
Coding region: 56-1624 (522 amino acids)
Biological process (GO): receptor-mediated endocytosis; intracellular protein localization
Cellular component (GO): endocytic vesicle; apical plasma membrane
Source: RefSeq, a predicted model, not a curated record
CACCGUCUCCCAGGGGAGGAGAAGCGACGACGCCCGCCGUCCGAGGCGAAAAGUGAUGCGGCCGUCAGUCGAUCCGAGAAUCAGGAUGAACAACGCGGCCGCAACGUAUAAUAAAGGAAGGUCUAAAACCUGGAAGGCAAGGUUUCCCGGGGGAUUAUCGUCCCUUCCGGUUCUCCUGCUGGCCGUUCUGCUCCCUCCGCGAUCCUCGGGCAUCGAGGUAACUUGGACGCCGGAUCUCGACUGGACCAGAAAGAGCAACUGGGUCGACGGAUUCGUUCCCGAGAAUGGAAGCCGCGUGGUUUUCCCCGUCGAGAUGCGACUCUCCGUCGGACUUCCGGCCCGAAGCAUUGCCCUCGACGUCACCGGGCUUCAACUACCCCGGGACGGAGGCUUCGCCCUUCCAAAAUCAGGACGACUCACGAUAAGCGAAUCUGAUUCAUCGGCAAAAACGGCGGAGUGGAAGACGAAAGGUCCGCUGCUCUGGGUGGAUCCGAACAAUUGGUCCUCGGAGAGGUCGUUGACAGCUGUUCCUCACCUCGAUCGACUUCCGUGUCAGGAUGACGUCGUCGUCCUGCCAGCACCAGACCGCGUCUUCAGCCUCCGAAUGCCAAACGCCGAGGGCGUCAAGAUCAAGGGCGUAAGGCUGAACGGUACCCUGGGAACCCUGGCACCCUGGGACUGGAGAGACGCCAAGUCCCAGGAGGAGUUCGCCGCGGGACCAGCAUCCGUCGAUUAUAGUGGGUUGAAAAGUUGCACGAAUUGUCCUUGCCAGCCGGAAGGAUCCGGAAGACAGAUGCUUUGGGAAAUAUGCGAGGUUGUAGAACCGAGUUGCGAGUCUAUCUGCGACGCCCCCAUCCGGAUCGAGGGUCACUGCUGCGAUUUUUGCGGGGGCCGGGUUCAGGUGACGGACAGAACAUCGCUGAAUUUGUUGAAGAAGAUGGCUGACCGAGCCUUGUCGGGAUAUGGCAGCAGUUUAUCGUGGUACUCCCGUCUUACGUGGGACUCGCGCGGUGAGAUUUUGAUAGCUGGAAAAGACGGAAAAUACUUGUUUAACCAAAUCGACGAUGCAAUGGUCGUCCUCGUCAACGUUCUAAAAGAGCAGGGAAUCGAGAUCAUCAACAUCGAGUCGACAGGCUUCGCUCUGACGAUGUCGAAAACCGCGACGAUUCUGUUGCCGAUUUUCGGGACCCUCGUCGUCAUCGUCCUCGUUUUUAUCGUCAUCUUUCCUUACUACGGUUACCCGAUACGCGAGAUCGCAGAGUACAGUUGGAGCGCGAUGCGUGUUCAUUUGGCGAAAAACGAGGACGAUACAGCGGCGUCAGGAAGCGGAACAAACCCGGAAUUGAAUCUUCGGCCGUUCAGGUUCGCCCGUUUCAGGAACACAACCGAAUCGAACGUGGAAUUGUCUGGAGCCGCGAGAGAAGUCAUCGCCGAUGACGAAGAGGAAUACGCCGAGGAGGAGACGGGAAUCGGUAGUAGAUUCGCGAACCCGCUGUACCAAUCCGGAAAAAAACAAACCGCGGCUUCGCUGGAGGUUCGGAGUUUCGCGGCGCUGCAGAAGACCCAAGACGCGGAGGAUCUCAUCCCUGCGGAUGACGAAGUAGACCUCACGCUCGACCCUUAGGGUUUGGAAGGAAAUGGAAACGAACAAGCGUCGCUUAAUUUUUGCUUACGCGUCAAGUGAUUUGCUUCGAAAAACUGCUGGGACUUGUUUCUGUUUGAAAGAGUAAAAAAAAAAAAGAAUUGAAACUGAUUUUAAAAUACUUUUCUGUACUUGCAAUUUUGACUUGUUCUUAGUUUUUCGAUUAUAAAUUGCGCUGAUUAAAAUAAUUACUGUAUAAAAUGAAUAUCAAACUUCUGCUUCGUUUUGGUUAUACAAAUUUCAUGAAAAUUUCUCCACCAUUUUGUUAUGUUGAGAAUUCAUGUUUCAAUUAGUUUUACAGCUUCUCUUAGGGUAACACGACACCCGUGUUAUAAGAUACGAGGUCUGCGGGGUUCUGUUGUGUUUAGUAAAUAAAUUUGAAACACAAGAUGAGGUAGAUGGGUAUAACGUUAUACCAAAGUACCUAAUUUGUAUUUCGUACACAUUAAAUGUGCCUCACACAGCAUGAUAUUCGGUUGCGCAUUAUAUAACUAAAAAUUUAUUAUAGAAAGCAGUAUUCAUCGCACAGGCAGAAAUAUCUGUAAUUAAAUUUAUUUUUUUUUUUGUUUUUUUUCUCAAUAACGUGUUAAUUGAUCUCUCAACAAUUCACUCAAGAGUUCCGAGUUUCAUCCGUUACUGAUUUUGCCGAUAUGAAUUAUCCUCAAAAACUUGUCGAUCGUUAUUAAAUACCCGAAUUACUACGUACCAUUAAAAUUAACGCUAAUCAAAUUCAAUUUGUCUCUUUAAUGCGACAAUAAUGUGACAGCGCAACAUUUUUCACCCCGAACAAUUCAAUUGUACGGCAUUGCGGAAAAUCUGAAUUCCGAGAGGGUUUAAUCCGGCUGUAAAGAGGGGAAAAUCGAGGAUUAGAUAACGAAACGACCUCGAUAAAUGGGGAAAACUAUUACAAGCGUCGGAUAAGUUUGUCAAUUUUAGCGUGUGCAAUGUGUAGGUAUAUCGGUUAGCAUUUUGUUGGAAAACAGGAUAUUGAAUCUGGUGAGAAACGAUCGCAUGCAGAGCGCUGCGCUGGUUGUAAAAUCGAAUUAAGGGGUAUCCGCACACAGCUGUGCGUUUAAAUCGUGUAAAUCGUGGAAAAGGAAAUGCGUGUGAGAAAAUACCUUCGGAUAUGCUAUUAUAUAGUAACAUACUAAACUGCAGGCGACAAACAAUUAGAAAGCUGGUCGUACGGCAGGUGCUUUCUGUAGAAAUUGAAAUGAAUUACCAUUCGAGUUAUAUAGGAAGCUGAGCCGAAGCACCCGGAACGGGUUAAUUAAUAAGCCGAACUUCCUGCGCCAAAGUUAAUAGUAUAUUGCGCUGUGCCUUAUUCGCCGUAUUCAAAGACAUUAAACUCUUGAACGAAUAAUUUGUAAUAUAUGAAAAGUUUCAGAAUUGUAUUUAAUUCCUAAAAGAGAAGCGAUAGAAUGGUAUUUUAAAAUUGUUCGUUAUCACGAUUAAUUAACUUCAUGGAUAAUCGGCAGACUAUUUUCACUCGAGCGUAUAUCCUUACGCAAGGUAAUUCGUGAAAUAUAAUACCGUCUGAUUAUUGCCUGCUAAAAAAAAUUUUAAACAAUUUUUAUAAUACGCAAUUCGUAUAAUUUGCACAGGUGUAAAAAGCAGGCAGCGUUGCCUGUCGGUCAGUCAGUCGGUUUCGAUCGAUGGGUAAAUCUAAAAUAAACAUACAUCACUGUACGAGUGUUCGAUAAAUGAUCGUAAAAUUCAGAACAAAAGAUAUGUAU